This is a messenger RNA of Exophiala spinifera, 1536 nucleotides long. Its product is annotated as polynucleotide kinase 3'-phosphatase. The record is from RefSeq and is a predicted model, not a curated record. The coding region runs from base 1 to 1536 and encodes 511 amino acids. Gene Ontology annotation, molecular function: ATP-dependent polydeoxyribonucleotide 5'-hydroxyl-kinase activity; double-stranded DNA binding; polynucleotide 3'-phosphatase activity. Gene Ontology annotation, biological process: DNA repair. Lineage: Eukaryota; Fungi; Ascomycota; Eurotiomycetes; Chaetothyriales; Herpotrichiellaceae. The transcript is spliced from 6 exons.
AUGAAACGAUCAGCUCCUCCCACAAACGGUUCGAUAUCGCCUCCGCCAAUCAAACGCAAGGUCGAGUCAACCACGACCAACAAGGCUGUGGCAAGCUUCUUCAAGCCAACCUCUCAAAAAGAACCAGAGAAGUUGAUUUGGCGGACUGUCAACAACAGUUUGAUUGUCGGUCGCUAUGAUCUACCAAAUGUGCCGCCACAGACGAGGACACUCCCUGUCAAGGUUGCGGCCUUCGACCUAGACGACACAAUAAUAGUUCCGAAUACAGGAAGUAAAUGGGCUCGUUCGGCUACUAGUUGGAAAUGGUGGGAUUCAUCGGUGCCCGGACGCUUGAGGCAGCUCCAUGAUGAAGGCUAUCUCGUGGUGGUUAUCAGCAACCAAGGGAACAUUAGCCUCAAAAACAACUCCAAAUCUCUUCAGAAAGACACUGCUAGUCUCAAUAACCUCAAACAGCAGGUUGGAUCAAUUUUUCAACAGCUCGACUUUCCCAUCAGCAUCUAUGCUGCGACAGAUCAAGAUCAUUACCGAAAGCCAAGGGUAGGGAUGUGGCAGGCAAUGCUCGAGGACUACGAUCUGUUGGCGGAGGGCGCAGUUGAUAUGGGAAGCUCAUUCUAUAUCGGCGAUGCUGCUGGACGUGAAAAGACCGACAAGCGUCGAAAGGACCAUGCUACCUCAGACAGGGACCUUGCAGCAAAUAUUGGCAUCAAAUUCAUGACUCCUGAAGAGUUCUUUUUGGAUGAGUCGACUGAAGAGUAUGAACACGUUUUUGAGCCAACCAAGCUCCUUGAUACCGUUUCCUCUGCCAAUGAGACGAAGAAGGAUGCUGUGACCGCGCCCUUCACCAAGAGCGGCCCUCAAGAAUUGGUCAUCCUCUGCGGCUCCCCCGGAGCUGGAAAGAGCACCUUCUACUGGGACGUGCUGCAACCACUAGGAUUCGAAAGGGUCAACCAAGACAUCCUCAAGACGCGUGACAAGUGCAUAAGGAAAGCAAGAGACCUGUUAGAUGCAGGGAUGUCAGUGGCUGUGGAUAACACCAACGCCAAUGUCGAGACUCGAAGGUACUGGGUAAAUCUCGCACGCGAAUACAACGUCCCUAUCCGUUGUGUUCGCUUCACAGCUUCAACUCGACUAGCCGAGCACAACGCUGCCGUGAGAGCAUUGAAUCCAGAUACCAUGAAUCCCGAAAAGCGCGACAUGCUUCCUGGGGUUGCAUUCAAAUCGUUUGUGCAGAGAUUCCAAGAGCCUACAUUGAAGGAAGGGUUUGAGGAGAUUUACAAGGUUGAUUUCGAGGCACGUGAAGCGAAUGCUAUUCGCGUCCCAAAUAAAUGUUCAAGUGCUGACCUCAACCCAACAGUUCAAAGGCACCGAAGAGCAGAAGAAGGUCUGGUCACGAUACUGGGUAUCAAAAUACUCGACAUGAUGCAACCUCGAGCUCCUUUAACUCUGUCGCCUUCCUCGACACCCCCACUCGCUAUUCAUGAUCACACCCUUCACACCACAGGAGCUACACAACAGAACAUUCUCUUUCAAUGUUAG